UAUUUUUCAUAUUCUUUUAACCCCGGGUUGGUAGGAUCUGCCCAAUGAUUACUAAUCUGGUGAUGAAUUUCUUAAGUCUAGCAUGAGCUUCACCACAGAAUUUCGCCAUGUCUCUGCUCCCACCAUCCUCUUCCUCUCUUCUGCAAUCGCGCACCUCUGGCAAUCCUUCGCCGGCUCCCCAGCCAACGCGAUUCCUGCGCCCUCGGCCGUUGCGCUCGCUGUCCACUUCGCUUCAGCCUCAUGGAAACGGCCGCAAUAAGCCCGCCCUACCAACUUGCGGAUGCUCCGCCUCUGACUUGGCGAUUUCCCAGGAAGCUCCAUCGCCUUCGUCUAGGAUCUUCAUCAAAGGACUAUCUUGUUCCACAUCGGAGGGGUUUUUGGCAAAGACAUUUUCAUCCUUUGGUGAGAUUAGCAAAGUAAAGAUAAUAACAAGCAAAACCUCAAAACAGUCUCUAGGACUUGCAUAUAUUUGGUUUGCUAGCGAACAAGAAGCCCUAAUGGCUGUGAACGAGAUGGAUGGGAAAUUUCUUGAUGGCAGGUUCAUUGCUGUUAAAAUCGCAGAUGUUGAAUCGCCCUCUAAGCAAGUAAGACCUAGACCAUACAGAUUCUGAUUUGUAUUUGGAAAUUGCUCCACAUACACAAGAAGAUUAUCAGGAACGAUGUUAUCUUUGAACUAAGACUACCCAUUUCAGGUUGAGAUUUUAUAUCGUUUUGGUUGAACUUACCUUAAUGACAUAGAUCUCGCUUGCAUGCGAUCUGUUCUUGUUAGCUACUGCCUCAAUAGGCUCUUCAGUGUUUUUGUCAUAUGGAUAAAAUAUGAAAGAAGUCUAAAUUAUAAGUUUUUUUUUGAGGAUUUUGGUCUCUUGUAAACAAAAAGGAUUAUCGACUAGAUUCAUCUCUUUGAAGGGGAGUCCAGGCGUAAUGGUAAAAUUGUCAUCAUGUGACAUUGAGAUUAUAGGUUCAAGUUGUAGAAAUAACCUCUUGCAAAUUGUAAUGUAAGACUGCAUACAAUAGAUCUAAUGUGAACCGACUCUUCCUCA
Messenger RNA from Zingiber officinale, 1040 nucleotides. RefSeq names its product organelle RRM domain-containing protein 6, chloroplastic-like. The transcript has 5 exons. The record is from RefSeq and is a predicted model, not a curated record. NCBI's taxonomy places the organism in Eukaryota, Viridiplantae, Streptophyta, Magnoliopsida, Zingiberales, Zingiberaceae. Gene Ontology annotation, molecular function: RNA binding. Bases 108 to 611 code for a protein of 167 amino acids.